AUGGACGACGAUAUUAAUAAAAUAAUUAAUAUGCAAAAACAACAUGAUGUGUCACGGAAAAAAUUAGAUCAACUGGGUGAAAAUAGCCAUGGAGCUGUCUUAAUGGUCUUUCGCCCAGGUUUUUCAGUAAAACUAGUACCUUGCAGUAUCCCAAAUGUAUGUGUAGUGGACUUGUUAAUUGAUCUACCAAUUCGUGUGAUAGGCAUCUAUGCCCCGGAAAGUAAAACCUGGGAAUGGAAUGAACUUUCACCAUUUAUUACUCCAAGCUGUGUCUUAUUUGGAGAUUUUAAUAUUGAUAUUGAAAAAGAUGGUAAAAAAUCUAGGGUAUUGUUAGAUUGGGCUGAUAUGUGUUUCCUUGCUCCAAUAAGGGUUGGUACCAAUACGUCGCUGAGAUCAGAGCGUACUAUUGAUUACGCUUUUACUGUCGGUGUUCCUUUAUCUGUGCAAGCAUUGGAAGUUGGCACGACUAGUGAUCAUAAACCUGUUCUUGCUUCUGCAACUUGUUCAGGUAGCGAGGUCUCCUGGGGACGUAACACUCACUGGAAGAUAUCAAUAUUGAAUAUGCGAAUUUAG
Molecule: messenger RNA, 573 nt
Organism: Didymodactylos carnosus
Lineage: Eukaryota; Metazoa; Rotifera; Eurotatoria; Philodinida; Philodinidae
Source: the annotation of a GenBank genome assembly